Messenger RNA from Pediculus humanus corporis (human body louse), 1404 nucleotides. RefSeq names its product Gaba-gated chloride channel, putative. Gene Ontology annotation, cellular component: GABA-A receptor complex; membrane; synapse. The record is from RefSeq and is a predicted model, not a curated record. Gene Ontology annotation, molecular function: GABA-A receptor activity; extracellular ligand-gated monoatomic ion channel activity; neurotransmitter receptor activity. Gene Ontology annotation, biological process: chemical synaptic transmission; monoatomic ion transmembrane transport; signal transduction. Lineage: Eukaryota; Metazoa; Arthropoda; Insecta; Psocodea; Pediculidae. The coding region runs from base 1 to 1404 and encodes 467 amino acids. The transcript is spliced from 10 exons.
AUGAAAUGCUUACAAUUGAAACUUCUAACGCCGAACAAUCCCGUCGAUCGUUUGGAAAAUGUCAGUCAAAUCAUUUCAAAAUUACUCCAAGGAUACGAUAUACGAUUACGACCAAAUUUUGGAGGUGACCCAUUGUACGUUGGAAUGGACAUGACGAUAGCAAGUUUCGAUUCUAUAUCUGAAGUAAAUAUGGAUUACACAAUCACAAUGUAUUUAGAUCAAUAUUGGAAAGAUGAAAGAUUAGCAUUUAGUACGGAUGAUGAAACAUUAACGUUGGCGGGUGAUUUUGCUGAAAAAAUUUGGGUACCUGAUACAUUUUUUGCAAACGAUAAAAACAGGUACGGGUUUAGGUUUCUUGUUAAACCAAAUAAACUUGUUCGUUUAAAUGGCGAUGGUAGUAUAACCUACGGUAUGCGUUUCACGACAACGUUGGCAUGCAUGAUGGAUCUUCAUUAUUAUCCUUUAGAUUCACAAAAUUGUACCGUAGAAAUAGAAAGUUAUGGAUACACCGUACUUGAUGUUGUCAUGUAUUGGAAAGAUACUCCGGUAAGAGGAGUAGAAAAAGCUCAAUUACCACAAUUUACAAUCAUAGGCUACGAAACAAAUGAUAGAAAAGAAAGUCUUGCCACUGGAAUUUAUCAAAGGUUAUCACUUUCUUUCAAAUUACAAAGAAACAUUGGAUAUUUUAUAUUUCAGACGUAUCUUCCAUCGAUAUUAAUUGUCAUGUUAUCAUGGGUAUCUUUUUGGAUAAAUCAUGAAGCAACAAGUGCAAGAGUAGCAUUGGGUAUAACCACGGUACUAACAAUGACAACGAUAAGCACGGGUGUGAGAAGUAGCCUACCUAGAAUCUCAUAUGUCAAAGCCAUUGACAUAUACCUUGUUAUGUGUUUUGUAUUUGUAUUUGCUGCUCUUUUAGAAUAUGCUGCUGUCAACUAUACAUAUUGGGGAGCAAGGGCAAAAAAUAAAUCAAAAAAAAAUAAAGAUAAUAAUAAUAAGAGUCAAGAGGCUUCCAGUAGUUCUGGAGGAUUAUCUAAUGAAGAGAUAAUAGAAUUACAAGAAGUUCAAAUGUCACCCAUUCCCAGCAUCAGGUACAAACAUAAUCAACAUUCGUGUACAGGUUUAGAUGACUCGACAAAAUUUCCACCGAGUUUUCGUAUGAGUCGAACUAGUUUGUACAGGCCCAAUUCAGGGGGUUUGAGAUUUAGAGGAAGUAAAACAGUGCCAGUAAGUAAUAAGCCGAAAGUUUUUCACGCCAUUAAAAAAGGUGCAGCAGCUUUGAAAAAUUCAAUGCCGAAAAUCAAAGACGUUAACAUCAUAGAUAAAUAUUCAAGAUUUAUAUUUCCGGUUUCGUUUAUUUUAUUCAAUGUCGUUUAUUGGACAUUUUAUUUUUUGAGCAAUGAGUAG